ACGGUCAUGAUCGGCUAAUAUGCGGUGUCGACAGUGCUAUUUUUGUUCGGAAAUAUCGCGGAUUUCUCGUUUCGCAGUUUAAUAAUCUUCGUUGGUUGAUUUCUUGCGUAACAAACGCUUUUGCCUGUGUUUCAAAAAAAAAAGUUUUAUCAGUGAAAGUUGGGCGUAUUACUGUUUCAACGGCUGAUGUGCAUACGCGCGCGGCAUCAAACAGUUUGCCGCUUUUUCCCGCUUCUAGGUUAUGCUAGUGUUGGGCCUAAAAAUAAACAAAACGCUUUGGUCGUAGUGAGCUACGAUGGUGCGAACUGAGGAUGUUACGUCGAUCCGGAUUGUGAGUGUUGACCACUAUAUGCAUAAACCGGAGCCCCAGUUCGACACAUGCUACUCCGAGUUUAGGGGAUCCGAUGUUAAACAGGUUCCUGUCAUCCGACUUUUUGGGUCCACAUCGGAUGGAGUCCAUUGCUGUGUGCACAUUCAUGGUGUGUUCCCCUAUAUAUACGUUCCUUACGACGGCAACAUGUCGAAUACUUCGGCCGUGGAUGUGUUGAUGUACCAAAUCGCGUCCAGCCUGGACAAGGCUAUCAACAUAUCGUUAGGCAAGGCAAAUUCCCCCGUAAGUCAUGUCUUUCGGAUAGCGCUGGUCAAGGGAGUACCUAUCUAUGGAUAUCAUCGGAAGGAGCAUCAGUUUUUCAAGAUUUACCUCUAUAACCCGCACUUCACCCGGAAAGCGACAAACUUACUGAUGAACGGUGUCAUCAUGUCUCGAGUUUUUCAAACAUUCGAGACGCACGUUCCCUACAUACUGCAAUUUUUCAUCGAUUACAAUCUGUACGGAAUGAGUUUCCUCCGGGUUUCAGACCACGCGAUUCGCGAGCGAGACGGUUCGAAUGAUAUGCCCCAGAAAAUGUCCACAUCGGAGUAUGAGAUUGAUAUUCUCGCAUCGGAUAUUCACAAUCGCAACUCUGUGGAGGAAGAAAAACGCUCCGAGUAUGCCAAUCCCGGCAUCGCAUCCAUUUGGGAUGAUGAAAAAGCGCGAAGAGAGUGCUUAGGGAUGGAACAACCGCAAGCGUUGAGUCAAUCGCAGAGUGGAAAGGUAGAAAUUGUGACCGACAGCGAUCGCUUCUAUCGAUCACUGCUCGCUUCCAAGCUUGCUUGUGAGGGAAAGGUUAGUAAGCCGGCGGAGGGUGAGGUCAGAAGAAUCAAACCACCGGUUUCUUUCUAUCCAUCGGAAGCGGACGAUGAGGAUCACCUGAUGGAGGCUUCGUUUGUUCAGAAUCAUAAACAACAAGCGUGCCAGUACACUUCGUUUAACCAGUCGAACUCAGUGUAUGAUUUUGAUGAGAGCGUGAUAGAUGAGGAACGGAUUGUAAGCAUGUCCCAGAAUCCGAAUGCAUCUUUCGCCGAUGAGGACCACGCACUGUUGGAUGUAAUGAGAGAAUUGGAGGAGAAUGAAAACAACGACGUGGACGGGGACAGUCUGCUGGCGCCAUUGUCGCAACCGAGUCAAAAAAUCGUUUUAUCCGCCGGGGAAAGCGGCAUUUCACAGUCACAGUCGGCCAGUAAAAGGAUGAAUGUCACUUUGAGUGGGUUAAUUAUGGGAAAUGACAACGUUGAAGAGCAAGAACAGCGAGUUGACGAGGAUGCAUUGGAUUCAGAUGAUGAAUUUCUUCUGGACUAUACGAUGAAGUUAGAUGCGCAUGCUGAAGUUAGCGGAAUCGGUGUUGAGGGGAACGCCUUACUCAACGACAGUAACGACGACAUUCUCGCGAUUCCACAACUGGACGGUGCUCACAGCGAUCUCCCCACUCUGACGACGAAACGUACGCGUGAAAAUGGAUCGCUGGCUACUGUUAGCGUCAACGGUGUACAGACAAACGGCCACGAGCCACUCCGGAAGCGACUACGCCAUUCAAAAGAAUUGAAACAACAAAAUGGCCACGGUCCGAAAAAACGAGUACUCACGAAUGGAUCGAUUUCGGCGUCUUUAUCGCCUCGAGCAAGCAAGCAGAUAAAACUGGGACAGUCCAAAUCCGUCGGGACACUAACGAACGGAGCUCCCAAGAAUAACGAGAUGCCACCCCUCAAGGAAGCUAAAGUCAGAUUAUCAAAGAUUGAUUUAUCCAGUUAUCGGCUUCCACCACGUGAAUCGCCGAUUAAGGACUCCAAACGAGACUCUUCGCCGUACGAUGAAUUUCGGCUGGCCCGAGAGUACGAUAUAGCCAACAACUGGGAUCCCCAAGAGGGACUGUCGCGUAUUUCGGCACCCAAGCGUCGGGGUCGACCAAAGAAGAACAAACCAAGAGGCGGUGGGUGGAAAAUUCCCAAACGUCCACCCACUCCCGAGCCGGAACCCGAGAUCGAUGUGGUUCUCUCGCAGAACUUCCAGAACAUUAUAAAAUUAUCACCGAAAGUUCUUCUGAAGCCACUCAGCGAACAGCAGAUGAAGGAUCUGAAGCCGGAAAGGAACGGCAAAACGAAUGGUGCGAUCGAGACGAUCGAUAUUUCUAGUGGGUCUGAGGUUGUUCUUGUGACAGAUGAAGAGUCUCGUUCGUCUGCGAGCCAGAAAACUCACGAGCUACCCGAAAUUUCCCAGGAUGCGAGUCAAAUUGAGUCAUUUUCACCCCAACACAAUCGAUUACCGAUUGACGGUUCGCCAAUGGUCGUAACAGAUAGCGUGGAAGAUGAAGAGGAUGAGGAUGAUCUCAGGAUCAAAAGUUUCUACGAACCAACGCUUACGUUUGACGAUUUCGACGAAAUGGGAUCUGAGACCGACGAAAGCAUGGUUGAGCCUCUCAAAUUUCCCAUGGCUGAGAAGGAUCCGAAAGCUAUUAUAACGCUGAAAGAAAAUCCACCUUCGAUGGAAGAUGCGUUGCGAGCAUUGCAGGAAUUCCAGAUACCACAAGUGGUGAACCAAGAACCUUUCUACAGCAAUCCCGCCGAUGUAACCGGCCGGAAGGAAGUGGGUAACGUUGUUUUGCACAUCGCAGGGAACAAUUUGAAUGACAUGGAAGAGUUCAAGAGUGUUGUUAGUGGCCUUGGGUCGAUUAAUCAAGCCCGGUAUGAGAAAUUGAGACUUGUUUACGGCGAAAGUCUGAACCAAAUUUUGGGAGAAUCUCACUCUCGCGUGAGUAGUGGCCGAAUCAAGGAACUGCUUGCAUCCGAACGAGCCGUAAUUAUUCAUCCUGCGGCAAAACCACCCACCAAACACGAAGCCAAAGUUUGGCUCAAAGCAGUGGGAAGUAUUAAGGCCGACGAAGCUGCCAUCGAGCAGGACAGUCCAAUCAAAAUAAAAAAGAUGCAAGCAAUUAUGAGUGGGGAGCUCACGGAUGAUGCCAAGCCGAGGAACAAAAUUGACCCCGAAAGCACACUCAAUCUGAGUUCCCUGAUUACGGAUGAUUAUGAACAGGGUGGUAGCGAGAGGAAAACCCUUGUAUCGCAAAUUUUUUCGAUGAAUACGAAACAUUCACCAGGAAGUGCCUCGCCAGCUGUUUUCACAGCCUCAGGCGCAGAUCGGUUGGAACUGUUAAGCUACAGCGCGAGGAGAAAAAGAAGAAAACAUUCAAAAGCGAGACUUUCAUUAAGUGUUGCAUUUAAACGGUUAAAGGAAUCCACGCGUACUGAAGAAAAAAGUAUGGCCAUUGAUGAAGUUUCAUCUCAAAGUAUCGAGCCUGGGCAACAAGAAGAGAUAAAAGACGACGCUGUUAAUGCUUCACAGAUAACCGACCAAAGCAAUCUCUCCCAAAGUCCGAACGUUACAGCAUCCAAUCAAACAACGAUUCCUCACAGCGCCGAAGUGGCAUCCAUGAAGGAGCGGCUUCUUUGCGAGGGUCACCCACAGCUGGACAAUACGGGAAACAUUUCUGCCACGACGCCUAACAACAACACCUACGGCUUCAAGGUUAACUACGAAAAUCUCCAACAGGCCAAAGCGACGUGCGAGUACAAUUAUCUAACCAUAAUGUCGGUUGAAGUUCACGUUCAAACGCGUGCCGAUUUACGACCUAACCCGGCAAUCGAUCCAAUCUCUGCCAUUUUCUAUCGCAUCCAUAAUGACGUCCCCGAGGGACACCGACGGGCACCUUCUGUGUGUGGUAUUAUCCUAAACCACGAGCAUAGAACGGCCGACAGCGAACGUUCCGAUCCGUUCACAUAUAACAACUGCAGCUACAGUGCUGAUGUCGUGACGGUACCAAACGAGCGAGAGUUGUAUGAAAAAUUUCUGACAUUGAUAUCCUUCUGGGAUCCGGAUAUAUUUGCUGGAUACGAAAUUGAGCAGGCUUCCUGGGGCUUCGUUAUCCAGCGCGGUUAUGUGCUGGAGAUGAACCUGAUGAAGAUGCUGUCGAGAGUUCCCACGGCGGAGAAGGUACAGGUUUCCGAGGAGGAAGAACAGGACCUGCUGGAGAUGCACGAGUAUAGUGCUGGUUUGAAGAUUCCCGGCAGAAUACUGCUGGACAUUUGGCGCCUGAUGAGACACGAGAUUGCACUGACUUCGUACAGUUUUGAGAAUAUUACCUAUCAUAUCCUACAUCGACGAGUACCGCGUCAUUCGUUCAGACAUCUGACGAGGUUGUGGAAUAAGUCGUACUCCAAGUGGAUCGUGCUGGAGUACUAUCUGGAACGGGUGAAUGGAAACCUGGAGCUGCUACAACAGUUGGAUUUGAUCGGACGGACCGCAGAGUUGGCGAAACUUUUCGGCAUACAGUUUUACGAGGUUCUCUCAAGGGGUUCCCAGUUCCGGGUGGAGAGCAUGAUGUUGAGGAUAGCCAAGCCAAGAAACUUUGUUUCGGUUUCACCCAGUAUACAGCAGCGUGCCCAUAUGCGCUCGCCAGAAUAUCUUCCGCUGAUUCUGGAGCCAAACUCUAGGUUCUAUGCCGACCCGUUGAUCGUUUUGGACUUUCAAAGUCUGUAUCCGAGUAUGAUCAUCGCGUAUAACUAUUGCUUUUCGACAUGUCUUGGACGAGUGGAGCAUUUGGGACAAGCAGAACCGUUCGAGUUUGGCGCUUGCCAUCUUCGAUUGUCACCUCGGAUGCUGAAAGCUUUGGUGGAAAAAAAUCUCAUCACGGUUUCGCCAUGUGGUGUUGUGUUCGCUAAAUCGAGCGUUCGUGAAGGCAUCCUGCCAAGAAUGCUGAACGAAAUACUGAUGACACGACUGAUGGUUAAGGCCUCGAUGAAACUGCACAAAACGAAUAGCGCUCUGCAGCGGGUGCUGCAUUCCCGCCAGCUUGGCUUGAAGCUCAUCGCAAACGUGACGUAUGGAUACACCGCGGCCAAUUUCAGCGGUCGGAUGCCAUGCGUUGAGGUCGGCGAUAGUGUUGUCAGUAAAGGGCGUGAAACUCUGGAGCGGGCCAUCAAGAUGGUGGAAGCUACGGAACGAUGGGGUGCGAAGGUGGUGUAUGGUGAUACGGAUUCUCUGUUUGUGCUCUGCCCCGGUCGGACGAAAGAAGAUGCGUUCAAAAUUGGGGAGGAAAUUGCUGACGCUGUGACAAAGGAUAAUCCACCACCGGUGAAGUUGAAACUGGAAAAAGUUUACCAGCCGUCAAUCUUGCAGAAUGCGUGGAGCGAUUGUACGCAACAAUAUGCUCUCUCAAGCCGAAAUCGACGAGACCAAGCAGCAGGCGCAAAGAGAACUAAGCUCCAGAACAAACAGAGCAAGCGAUGUAUCGAAACGAAGUUCAGUACGGCAGAGCAAUUCAUUCGCGAGUGGGGCCCGCGAAUCAUUAGCAUCAGUGGAUGACACAGUACAAUCCCCUGAGCCGGAAGACCCACAGCCAGAUCAACAUUUAUUUCGCGAUUUGAUCUUCCAUUACGACGAGGUGAUCUCACAGUUUCGCAACACGAACCCUUUGUCGCGCCCCAGGAUUCCAAAGUUGUAGCAUUCCCGCAGGCUGACAAGUACAGUAAAGCACAAGAACGAGCACGUUCUUUCGCUCCAUUUGGUUGAUGCUCAGAAUUACUGUGCUGUUGUGGCCACAGCUUGAAGUUUGGGAUACCGCGUGAGGCCAAAAGAUUGGAGCAACGGAUCCAAUACAAGCGUGUCGCAAUUUGAAGGCUGAUUGCGUACAACAGAGCCAUCAGAUCGUCGAAAUUAUGGGCCCUAUUCCAGAAAACGAGACGAGCAAUUCGUCUCGUUUCGUCUCGGCUUCAGUCACUGUCGAGACGAGCAAAAUAUCCCAUUCCAGUACGCGAGUUUCAUUGAAAUGUUUUAUUUGGUAGACUGGAGAGACUUCAGUCAGUUUUUCUCGAUAUGAUCAGUGAUGUCAGAUGAGAAGACAUGUUUUUGUUUUGAGAAAAACAACAAACAGUUUUAAAAUUGAUCAAUCGAUUCUCUUUUCUCAGUGCCAAAAUAUUUAAAAAAACAUAACAAAAAGAAAUAUGUUUCAUAUAUCUUUUGGUUUCAUUGAUAUUUUUCCUCGAGCAUAUGGUUUUAUCACUCAGACGUUUUGUUAUUAUGGAUUUAUUGAGGGUAAUGUUUGUUCACCUAAUCAACGAUUUAUCAAGAAAAGUUUUAAAUCUAUAUAUACGUAUUUCCAAUAAAGUAGUUGUUUUGAAUUACUCAUUUUCGUUCAAUAUGUGAAGACCCUUUUUGUGCCGUGUUCAUAUAUUCAAAACAGUAAUCUAGCAUCCCUGGAUAUGAGUUCAAUGUUUACAUUUGGUUGUGUUGUUUGGGAGAGGUCCAUUUGAAAAUAUGUAAAAUCUUGCAAUUACUGAAUUGAGUUUGAUGGUUGCAGUUGAAAACAUACAUUGUUUAUGCAAUACUAGUUUAGCCGUGAAACAAUUUUUGAAGAUAAAGGCGGAGCAGAAGAAUACCGAUGCUUUCAAUCAACAAGGUGAACAAACACAUCAAACAAACUAGACGAUUCGACUGAUUCAUCGACGAGCGCGGCUAAACGGUCUGUUUUUAGUCGAGCUCGGCUUCUGGAAUAUGAAAACAAACGAGACGAGCGCUCGUCUGCUCGUCUCGUUUUCUGGAAUAGGGUCUAUGUCGCCAAGUUGUUGUAAUCGUGCGGCCUACUGAACUUCGCCAGCUGGGAGCUCACUAACUGACGGAAAAAACUCGACUCGCUAGUACAGUAAUUGAACGUCUUAUCGAAACGGCUGAAUCGUUACUCUGACUCUGCAAAGCGCCAAGAACAAAAUCGGAUGUUCAGAGAUAACGAAAAAGCGUUCUACAACCAAAUAAGCAACGAGAAGCCGGACUACAGCGAAGGAUUGCCAAAUAUUAGCGAUGUGACGAACUUCUGGGCUGGUAUUUAGGAGACCCCAGUACAACAUCGCGACGAGCAAAUGUGGUCAAAAUGGGAGGAGAAGACUUGUGGUAAAAUUAGAGAGAUUCCAGCUACCAUCGUCGGAGAGAACGCGAAGCCUUUGCGGUACCUAAGGAACUGGCCAGAACCGGGCCCCGAUGAUGUUCAGAACAUCUGGCACAAGGAACUGACCGUCGCACAUCCAAAGAUAGCCGAGUGUUUCAACAAGAUGUUACGUGGCCCACACAACCUUCUUGAAUCCGCCACCCGUGGCGUCAUCUUUCUCCUCCCGAAAGACAGCAGCACAUUGAACCCAUCAAAGUACAGAUCGAUAACGUGCCUAUCGAGUCUGUACAAAUACUAAGCAGCAUCAUAACUGCCAACAUUUUUACUCACUGCGAACAACAUCACAUCAUCGCAGAAGAACAGAAAGUGUUGCAUAUCGACCUUACGUGCGUGUAACGACGUUGUCGAAUCAUUGCAACCUAAUCCAGCGCAGAACAUCACACAGAUACAACCUUCAACAAUUGUCUAUUGUCCUGCUAUGAUGUGAAAUCAAAAUAUAGGAAUGUAGUACUUUCUUCCAUGUUCGACCUCAGAAUUGUGCAGGCGUGUAUUUAAUAAAAAUGUAUUCCUUUUGACUGUUACCA
Toxorhynchites rutilus septentrionalis is the source of this 7894-nucleotide messenger RNA. It is a transcript of the gene DNApol-zeta, whose product is annotated as DNA polymerase zeta catalytic subunit. Lineage: Eukaryota; Metazoa; Arthropoda; Insecta; Diptera; Culicidae. Gene Ontology annotation, molecular function: DNA binding; nucleotide binding; DNA-directed DNA polymerase activity. Gene Ontology annotation, biological process: error-prone translesion synthesis; double-strand break repair via homologous recombination. The transcript is spliced from 8 exons. The record is from RefSeq and is a predicted model, not a curated record. Bases 296 to 5734 code for a protein of 1812 amino acids. Gene Ontology annotation, cellular component: zeta DNA polymerase complex; nucleus.